AUCUACUUCCUGUCCGCUUGCUCUUCUGUCGGGUAGCUUCUGUUUGGCAACGAGCUAGCAAUUUUUUCUCUCAAAUAAAAUACACAUUUUUACUCCUGUUCAGUUGAUACCCUCGAUAAGGCAGUCAUGUCUAGUCGUGAUGCCCUCAACAUGAAGCUUCCUCCGAUCCAGUCCACGGCCGGAGCCGUGCCGGUCCGGAAUGAGAAAGGUGAGCUCUCCAUGGAGAAGGUGAAGGUGAAGAGGUAUGUGUCAGGUAAACGUCCUGACUAUGCGCCGAUGGAGUCGUCCGAUGAGGAAGAAGAGGACUUCCAGUUUGUGAAGAAGGGAAAGGAAACGGAGGCAGAGGCGGAGCUGGAGGAAGAGGAUGUCUCCGACCCACGUCUCAAACGUUUGCUCAACCGUGUCUCUGAGGACGUGGAGGAGAGGCUUGCGAGACACCGACACAUCGCAGAGCCUGAAGUUGUGGCCGAGAGCAGCGAGGACUCUGACGAAGGCACGUGGCACCCGGAGCGUGAGGAGAGUAGCGAGGAAGAGGAGGAGGAAGAGGAAGAAGUGGACGACGAGGAAAUUGAGAGGAGAAGAGCGAUGAUGCGGCAGCGAGCCGCCGAACGGAAGAACGAGGAGAUGGAGGUUUUGGAGGUGGAGGAGGAAGGGAAGUCUGGGGCGGAGUCUGAGUCUGAGUCGGAGUACGAAGAAUACACAGACAGCGAGGAUGAAGCAGAGCCACGGCUCAAACCUGUCUUCAUCCGCAAGAAGGACCGAGUCACAGUGGCGGAGCGCGAAGCGGAGGAGCAGAAGCAGAGAGAGCUGGAGGCCGAGGCCAAGAAACAGGCGGAGGAGCGACGGCGCUACACCCUCAAGAUUGUGGAGGAGGAGGCUAAGAAGGAGUUUGAGGAGAACCGGCGCACACUGGCCGCCCUGGACGCUCUGGACACCGACGGAGAGAACGAGGAGGAGGAAUACGAAGGCUGGAAAGUCCGAGAGCUCAAACGCAUCAAGAGGGACAGAGAGGCCCGAGAAGUCAUGGAGAAGGAGAAGGCUGAAAUCGAGAGAUUCCACAACCUGACGGAGGAGGAGCGCCGGGCUGAGCUCCGCAACAGCGGGAAACAAGUCACCAACAAAGCCAGCAAAGGCAAAUACAAGUUCCUCCAAAAGUACUACCACAGAGGAGCCUUCUUCAUGGACGAGGAGGAGGACGUGUACAAGAGAGAUUUCAGCGCGCCUACUCUGGAGGACCACUUCAACAAAACCAUCUUACCCAAAGUCAUGCAGGUCAAAAACUUUGGUCGCUCUGGACGCACCAAGUACACCCACCUGGUGGACCAGGACACCACGUCGUUUGACUCGGCCUGGGCCCAGGAGAGCGCUCAGAACAGCAAGUUCUUCAAGCAGAAGGCGGCAGGCGUGAGGGACGUGUUUGACCGACCCACAGUGAAGAAGAGGAAGACUUAAGAUCAGGCUGACGCUGCAGCUUUAAGAGACUGUCCGAGACCAAGCAGCAACCCACCGAGUCUCUUUCCUGGACUUUUUGUGGAAGGAAAGCAGCAAAUAAAUGGGGAUUCCACUGCUUGAUCAUUUAGAUUAUCUACCAGGAACACCAUUUAAAAUGUAAUGUUGGCUCCUCAAACCUUACUUAAGAUGCAGCUGGUUUUCAAUUCAUUAAUAUGCAGCAUAUAAUUUCAACAUGAGAUCUUGUAAUAUUGCUUAAAUUUCCUACAGUGUGAAGAUUGCUGCAUUUUGAGGAGAUGCAGGGGAAUAUUAGUAAAAUCUCCUUUUGUCUUGAAAGCAGUGGGUUGUAAUUUUGUACAAAUCAGCUAUUAUAAUUUAAUAAUAGUAUUCAGAUUCUUGUAUUGAUUUCCUGCAUUACCGUUUGCUUUGUGCAAGUACAGCUAUUGUAACUUGCUUUGUGUUAAAUAAAACUUGUAUUUUCAAUUUUAAAACUUUA
This is a messenger RNA of Perca flavescens (yellow perch), 1945 nucleotides long. It is a transcript of the gene mfap1, whose product is annotated as microfibril associated protein 1. Bases 127 to 1452 code for a protein of 441 amino acids. The transcript has 8 exons. Lineage: Eukaryota; Metazoa; Chordata; Actinopteri; Perciformes; Percidae. The record is from RefSeq and is a predicted model, not a curated record.